AACCCGGACUCGUCAUCUCGCUCGUUCGUAUCGAGUAUAAAUUUUCUCACGAUCAUCGUAAUACGAGACGAAUGACACUUGCAUGAAAGUCGAUAAAUCGUUCAUGUUAAUAAUAAUUGACCAUCGAUUAUAUCGCGUAGAUUUCUUUCCGAAAUCGAAACCGUUGAUCGCGGGACGACGAUUUGAACCGGGAAUUUGAAAAGCGGAGAGCGAAAGAUAAAAAAAAAUAAAGUAAAACUGGAUAAUAAAAAAAUAAUUCAUUGCGCAGUGUGAGGUGUUGGAUCAACGUAUAAUUUACUCGCAGUUGUUCGUUUUUUUUUUUUUUUCGUUUCUUUUUUACAGCUAAUUGACGUAACACAGAAUUGCAGAACUUAAACAAUCGAGGAAGAAAAGUCUCUCUUAAAAACAGUCCGCGAAUAGAAUGAAAAUAGUAAUCGCAUGAUCGAGAAGUGGAUAAAAUUAAGAAUAUUCACGUGCGGAGAGUGAUAUAAGAUCAAAUAAGCAGAAACGAGUUAAGGAAGAUCGAAAGUCAAGUAAAGUGGAGAAAAACUAAGGAAGAGAAAGACAAAAAGCAAAAAAAGAAACCUACAAAUCGAAUAAAAAACCAUCGACGUAGAGACAGAAAGAAAUUGACUGGAAGUGAAAUGAUGAAAUCGAUGAAAUUGUUGUCCUCACUUUUGAUGGUUUACGGAGUGAUCGGAUUUCCGAAUCAACAGCAGAGCCAAGAGCCUCGGGAUGCUGCCGGAAAUGGGGUCGAGUUAAAACUGCAGGGAAUGAUAACCUCCUCCUCGCCGUCGCCCAACAACAACAACAACUCGGGGAAGUUUAACUCGACGAAGAGCGUCAUCGCGACAUCCUCGACGGCGUCCGCGUCGUCGUCGUCGGGAAAAAUGAAGUCUUCGUCGUCGACGACAUCCCUGCCGGAAACCAAGAAGAAGGUUCUCGUCUCAAAGAGCACCGAGCAUCCGAUUCCGGUGGCAAUUGAUCAGAUCGGCGUUACGACGGUUUCUACCGGAGUUAAAGAGACUCGCGGAUCGCUGAUUGGGAAAAUCAGACCGCAAAUAAAACUCACGACUAAUUACAGCAGCGCCAGUGAGACCGGCGUGAGACUCCCGGAAGGAGCUAGUGCGGCGGCACUGGCAAAGCCUACGAAGUAUCACUACUAUCCCCACAAUCAGCACAUAUAUCUGUUGCCCGAGUGCGCUGUGCAGCAAGUUUGCAACGCGGUAUACGUGCGGCUAAACUUUACUCAGCCUCUCUGCGCCUGCCCUGGACGCUACAGAGAUCCUUGCAGCGCUUCGCUCGACAGCGACGACCACCACACCACGGAACUGGUCACCGACCCUCGCACCAAGGCAUUAACGCUUGUAAAGACGUGUGAGCCGGUGGCUGAUAUGAGGGAAUGCAGAGCACCGAAAGACUGGUCUCUCCUCGCGUUGCAAAACGUGAGAACAGGAAAAUCCCAUUACCUCGUGAUAUGUCGGUGCCCAGACACCAAUAUCCUGGAAGGCCCUAUGAGCCACGAUCAGCCGAUGUACGCGAGUGUUCCCGGCAUCCGAGUAUACGGCAUGAUGUGCGUCCAGGGAAAUCGCAGAGGUCGCCCAUUGCGCUACACUCGCAGUUUACUGGACCUCAUGACAGAGGACGUUACUGUCUCAAAGCCAGUAUUUCCGUGGCACAAGGUUUCCGAGCUAAUGAAAGCUGCCUUGGAAGGUUGAUGAUGGCCGAUGCAAAGAACAUAUCUACAUCGCAUACAGCCAUAUAUUAUAUAAUAGUAAUACGAUGCCCUUUCCUCGUUGGAAAUUAAAUAACUGUUUAAAUUACCACGUUCAAUAUUUUUUUUUUUUCUGUUUUUUAUACUACACGGAAGCCGCGUGUUCGGAAUAAGAAAAACUUGUGGCGAUACAAGAAAGAGCAGGUUAUAAGGCGAUACCUAUAUAAUUUAUUUUUUCUCUCUUUCCCUUUCAUCAUUCACGCAAAUAUUUAUACACGUAUAGAUAUAAUAAUUCACGUUAUUUAUUUACGUCUCGUAUGUAAUAUCAUAUAAUUAUAUAUAAUUAUCAAGAAGGUAGUUUUUAGUACAAGUAUUAGUUAUAGGCGUGACAUGCGGUGGAAAGGCGACGUCUCGGCGCAUCCACAAUUAUAGGAAAGAAAAAAAAAGAGAAAAAGAAAAGAAAAAGAAUAAAAAAAAACUCGACACGGAACAACGACCCUUUCUCCUCCUCUCCUUUACCCUGUAUCCGUUUUCCCCUCCGUUCCCUUAGUCACGCUAAUUAAUCAUUAGCCGCGUAAUUGACCGGGGAUAAUAUUUUAACGCGUUAUGUAUUAUGGACGGCGAUCUUUAAGAUUAACGCGGGGUCGUCGUGGCUGGCAGAAUGGAAAUAAUUUACGGCAGCAAGAAGGCAUCGCGAAGCUUCGAGAUACAUAUAGGGUCACUGAUCGCAGAUGCCUGCAUAGGUGCUGCGGCAUAACUGCAGAGCCUUAACGAUCCCUCGAACAAAGCGCCUCGAUAUUCUGAUCGGUCAUGCUUCCGAUGCAUCUAGGCAUUAUGGCGUAGGUAAGGAAAUGUUAUUUGUUUAAGAUUUUGCCCGAAGGAUUGCAUUCGAUCAUUACAAUGCGCACGAUCAUCUGCGCCGAAAGGAAUUGAGACUUGAUCACGAGAUUGAAUACUUGGCGCGAGACUCGAGCGAGCUUUUUUAUUCAACGCUGUACAGUUCAAAUCGAAGGUUAGGAAAAGAAGAAAAACCGUUAAAAAAAAACUGCAGCAAUGUUAUAUAUACUUGCGCCAAUGAUGACGGACGUGAAUAAAAUAAUAUUUUCACUGUGUGGAAGAAAUGAUUCAGAGAAAAUUCGACAACACGCAAGCUAAUGCAUCAACGAUCUGAGAAAAUAUUCUAUAAUUGGAAAGUUGAGAGUGGACGUUCUCUGAUUGUUUUCAUCAGAUUUUAACGUUUUGAACUUAUUUUUCUUCCUAACCAGAUCGAUCUCACUUUACAGAUGUUUCCAAAAUUUUGUUCAAUUGAUCUCGGAAGAUCCUUAUGAUAAAAAAAAUUAGCGUAAAACCGUUAUAAUUGGUUCAAAAGCGCCAGACUCCAGUAAAUUUCAAAGUUCUUUUUUCUGUCUUUUCCCAACUUUUGAUUAUUUGAUAUUUCAGUCAACCCGGCCGAUUCAUCCUCAAUCUAUGCCCUAUUCCUAUUGCGAAUGUUCAUUAAACGCAUAAUAUUUAUUAUCAUCGUAUACUCACUCAUCUGUCAAGCAUAAUUAUAGCGAUGACGAUGUUUAAACAAAUAUUUUCACUAUUCCCUACUACUAUUAAUUAUUGUACUUUAACGUAUAUGAAUUUAUGUAUCCUGAUAGCUGUAACUUGUAGCUCUGAUAUCACAAUUGAGGAACAAGAAAGAAAAAAACAUUAAUUCAAGAGUAUAAUUGUCAUAUUUGUAAA
Neodiprion virginianus is the source of this 3442-nucleotide messenger RNA. RefSeq lists its product as uncharacterized. NCBI's taxonomy places the organism in Eukaryota, Metazoa, Arthropoda, Insecta, Hymenoptera, Diprionidae. The transcript is spliced from 6 exons. The record is from RefSeq and is a predicted model, not a curated record. The coding region runs from base 645 to 1718 and encodes 357 amino acids.